UCACCUACUUGCAUAUUCAGUCAUCGCUGAUUGUCUGGACAGGGCUCAACGUCUACACUUGCUCCAUGCACAAUCCGUCACCGAUCAAGGGAUCAAGAAUUGCGUUCACCUUGACUGAUUGGAAUAAGAAGCAGGUAGCUGCACGAGACUCAGUGUUGCCAUGUUGGUGAGGAGGAGCAGAAAGAAUGUGGUCGGUGCGGUGUUGUUCCUCUCCCUACCCAUGGCCUACCUGGUGCUGUACGGUGCCGGAAAGUUGUUUCAACUGCAUAGAGAAUGGACAAAAGUUCCGGCCCCUGCACUGCCAAAGAUACGGGAAAUCACGGAUCUUCGCAAAACAUCAGCGACGACCCAGAUCAGGGCCAUCGCACAACACACUCCUGUCAAGCACGACGGCUUCAAUCGGACACUCCAACAUACCACGGGCAAACCGCUCUGGACCUUUAACGACGAAAACAUAGCAAAAAUAAGGCGCGACAUAGAGGACGUGUGUCACCUACAGAAGAACAUCGCCAUGACCAAGUGGAACACGUGGGUGGGGAUGGCCUUCCCGUACGACCAGGAGCCGAGGAAAAUCUUCCGCCUCACCCGAACCCUCUUCAACCUUUUCCCGGAGAAGGCCCCCUUCGAAGGCCAACUCUUCAACACCUGCAGUGUCGUUGGCAACGGCGGCAUCCUCCUCAACUCAGGCUGUGGUCCGGAAAUCGACGCCGCGGAUUUCGUCUUCAGAUGUAAUCUUCCGCCCCUCCGAGGCUUCGAGAAGGAUGUUGGGAGAAAAGUGAACCUGACUACCAUGAACCCCAGCAUCCUGAGGAUCUACUAUGGACGACUGGAAACAGAGAAGGACAGGGACGACUUCGCACAGAAGAUGGUCGAACUGAAAUACAGCUACCUCCUUAUCCCUAUCUUUGUCACCAUCAGGGGAGCGAAAGAUGUCCAGAUCCUGAGCGAGUUUCUCAUGUCCAGAAAGGAUCUGUUCGUCAAGCCGCUAUUUCCGUCCAAGAUCUGGGCUAAGACCGUUAACAUCUACUGGAAGUUAAAGAGCGGGAGCAAGCUUGUAGAAUCUCGGCUGACGACUGGGCUUCAGCUCCUGACCACAGCCUUGUCCAUGUGCAAGCACGUCAACAUGUACGGCUACUACCCUAGUGAGAUCAGCCCAUCGGGAACGCACAUUCCGUACCACUAUUUCGAGCCGAACAGCACCUACAACUACACGUACGGCAUGGGCGGAAUACACAACAUGACGAAAGAGUACGAAGUCGUCUUCCAGGACAUGGACGUCAAAAGGAUAGCGCGAUUGAGGCACCAGUGCAACGCCCCCUAACGACUCGUAGAGACACUUCAUUUUCCGUUCUUGGCGAAGCGCUUCCGUGUUUGUGCUCCGCUGUGUUUAAGGAGUUUUUGCUUUGAUAUGUAAAGUUAUCUGGCACUUCAUCCAACCAAAAAAACAGCCUAUAUGCCUAUGAGCACGUCGCUUUAGACGUCCUGGCGAAUUUCCUCCCUAUCAUUACGUUAGUUCACGUGAUAACCAGAUUUUAUAGUGAAAUUUCCUGCCACUGAAAGAAAAGGCAGUCAGAUUCCUUCACCUUUAUUACCAUUUACAGGUCAUUUACCGCAUAUCUUUGAUUGAAAAUCAUGUCAUAAAGAGAUUAAUUUGCCGGUGGCAAAUGAAUUAAAAGGUGCAUUUAUUGGAUUUCCACCUGCAUCAGACGCGGGGAU
Molecule: messenger RNA, 1716 nt
Organism: Branchiostoma floridae (Florida lancelet)
Lineage: Eukaryota; Metazoa; Chordata; Leptocardii; Amphioxiformes; Branchiostomatidae
Product: sia-alpha-2,3-Gal-beta-1,4-GlcNAc-R:alpha 2,8-sialyltransferase-like
Exons: 5
Coding region: 161-1321 (386 amino acids)
Biological process (GO): oligosaccharide metabolic process; N-glycan processing
Molecular function (GO): alpha-N-acetylneuraminate alpha-2,8-sialyltransferase activity
Source: RefSeq, a predicted model, not a curated record